AUGUGCGUUUGAGGUGUUUUUCUGGGGUGUCUUUCCUGCUUUUCUGCGACUUCUUCGUGGCACUUCUGAGGGCUGUUUUGUGUGAUAACCUAUGAGGUGUGCGAGCUGCUAUCAUGGGCACACAGACCACCAACGUGAUAACGCUGUCCAACAGCAUUAUUGGCGUUGGCAUACUGGCCAUGCCAUUCUGCUUCCUCAAGUGCGGCGUCGUGUUGGCGGUGCUGCUGCUGAUCGGCAGCAUGUACAUCACGAGGAUCUCCUGCCACUUCCUCAUCAAGUCCUCCUUCCUCACGAAGAAGCGCAACUUUGAGUUUCUGGCUUUUCACGCCUUCGGGACGUCAGGGAAGCUGAUGGUGGAGCUCUUCGUGAUCGGCUACUUGAUGGGCACUUGCAUAGCGUAUUAUGUGGUUGUUGGCGAUCUCGGCCCACAAAUAACCGCCAAGAUGCUCAAUAUUCCGCAGACAGAUCUUCUGCGACUCUACGUGAUGGUGCUGGUGACUCUUCUCUGCGUCCUGCCGCUGGGACUGCUCAAGAAUGUCGACAGUCUGGCCACUGUGAGCACAGCUUCCAUUGGCUUCUACCUCUGUCUCGUGCUGAAGGUGAUCGCCGAGGCGAAGGCACCUUUUCUCAUGGGAGAGUGGCGAAGCGUCGUGCUGCUGUGGCAACCGAGUGGCGUGAUGCAGUGUCUUCCGAUCUUCAGCAUGGCUCUGGGCUGUCAAAUGCAGCUGUUCGAGGUGAUUGAGACCAUGCCAGGCGUGUCACUCGAGAAGAUGAACCAAACAGUGCGAUCAGCCACUGCAAUGUGCUGCAUAGUUUACAUUUUCGUGGGAUUCUUCGGUUACGUGGCUUUUUGCACGCAAGACUUCGCCGGAAACAUCCUGCUGAACUUCUCAGCCACUCUGAUAAGUGAUGUCAUCAAGAUUGGCUUCGUCAUCUCGGUGGCUUGUAGUUUUCCUCUGGUCAUCUUCCCUUGCAGAGCGUCUCUCUAUUCAUUGUUGUACAGAAAGGAUCACAUUGAUGCCGUGAACUACAUUCCCGAGUUGAAAUUUCGAAUGCUAACAGUGGUGAUUGUGAUCAUUUGUCUGAUCAUUGGCAUUCUCAUUCCCUCAAUCGAGCUGGUGAUUGGACUAAUUGGAUCGACAAUGGGUGUGUCAAUUUGUGUGAUCUUCCCAGCGCUGUGCUUCAAGCGAGUGGCCAAGAAGGACUCCACGGAGAAAUCUGCCGCCAAAUUUAUGUGCGUGUUUGGCUUUGUUCUCAUGAUCCUCGGAACUUAUGCCAACUUGAGUGCUAUUGAUGAGAAAAAAUCCGGUCCUAUGAGCAAUGAUGAUCUCGACAUGAUGAAUGCGAAGGAGGAAGUCGUUCAGAUGCCCAACGUGAAGGUUCCUGACCUGAAACUGCCGGAGAGUGCAAAAGUGGAUGAAGAGAAGAUCACGGAGAAAGUUAAACCGCCAGAUAUUGUGCAUGAGGUGAAGGAAUCCGCUGUGAUUGGGGAAACAGGAGGAGCAGCCAAAGAGGUGGUUAAGAGUGAUGCAAAGGAGAAGGAGAGAAACCUUGACGCCGAUGCGAUCUUGAAGGAGGAUCACGAGAUUGCUGUUGAAGAUUCGGCCGAUGCUAAGAAGCACGAUCAUGAGUUUCAUGCGGUUGUCAAUGAGAUUCAGCGUCAGAAUAAGGAGAUGAUGGAGAAACUUGAGCAGAUUGCUGGGAAGAUUGACAGUGAGAAGAGUUCCAAGGAGAAUAUUGCGCCGGAGAAACUCAAGGAAUCUAGUCUGAAGCUGCAAGCGCCAAAGGCUGAUGAUCACGCGGUGGAUCAGCAGAAGCCUAUUGAGGGGGAGAUGAAGGCACAGGAGCCGGUGAAGAUUGCACCGCCGGAUGUUGGAUCGCGAGAGAAACUAAUUCAGAACAUUACAAGCAAAUUCCCCAAUCCUAUUCCAAUUGCUCUCCUGCCAAAUGCAUCACUGAAGCACGAUGAGGCGCUCGGGAGGCCAAACAUGCCAAAGAAUGGAACGGUGGAUGUGGUGGCUGGUGUGCCGCAGAAGCCUGUGGAAGUGCCGAAGCUCGUGGACACGAUAAAGGCGACAAUAGAGACUCCUGUGGAGACUCCGGUGAGGAAGGAGGAGAAGCCAAAUGUGUCCAAGGAGGAGGUGAAAGUGAAGGACCAAGUGGAGUCGUCCAAGGAGAAUGUGGACACGAUACGAAGGGAUCUGCUGGGUGUUCAUCCGCCACCGACGAGAGAGAAGAGGAACAGCGAGAAUGUCGACGAUCGAGAGUGUGAAAGAGAUCCUGAGCAGCUUUAAAGAUGAUCUUGAGAGUAAAAGAGUGUAUAUUUAUCUGGAACAUUGUGUUUAUUGAUGAUCUGGGAUUA
Messenger RNA from Phlebotomus argentipes, 2362 nucleotides. Its product is annotated as putative sodium-coupled neutral amino acid transporter 10. The transcript has 4 exons. The record is from RefSeq and is a predicted model, not a curated record. Bases 114 to 2294 code for a protein of 726 amino acids. Gene Ontology annotation, molecular function: amino acid transmembrane transporter activity. NCBI's taxonomy places the organism in Eukaryota, Metazoa, Arthropoda, Insecta, Diptera, Psychodidae. Gene Ontology annotation, biological process: amino acid transmembrane transport.